AUGAGCGACAACGAGCAUCAAAACCGGGCGAAGCAAACGAUCCGUGUAGGAUCGCGGAAAAGUGAGCUGGCUCUCACACAAACGAAGCAUGUAAUCUCUCUGCUCCAGAAGCUCAAUCCGGAUGUGGUGUAUGAAAUUCAUACAAUGACAACGGUCGGUGACCGGGUGCUGAACAAAUCACUGCCAAAGAUCGGCGAAAAGUCGCUCUUCACUAAGGACCUCGAGGAUGCGCUGCGCACCGGUGGCGUUGACUUUGUCGUACACUCGCUCAAAGACUUGCCGACCGCCCUUCCCCUUGGCAUGGCCAUUGGAGCCGUCCUAGAGCGUGAGGAUCCUCGUGACGCACUCGUGCUAAAUGAACGGCAUCGUGGUUGUACGCUAACCACAUUACCGCGAGGUUCCGUCGUCGGUACAUCGUCUUUAAGACGUUCGGCCCAACUGGCCCGAUUCUAUUCGCACCUGUCGGUGUGUGAUAUACGGGGGAAUUUAAACACCCGCUUGGCAAAGCUCGAUGCCGAUUCGUCCAAGUUUGCGGGCAUCAUACUCGCCCAGGCCGGACUGGUCCGGAUGGGAUGGAACAAGCGGAUCGAUCAGAUUAUUGAACCGGAGGAAAUUUUAUAUGCCGUCGGACAGGGUGCGCUGGCAGUUGAGUGCCGGUCGAACGAUGAGUACAUUCUGGGAAUGUUAGGUAAAUUGUGUCAUCUCGAAACGCAGUGCCGAAUACUGACGGAGAGAAGCUUUCUGAAAACGCUGGGCGGUGGUUGUAGUGCUCCGGUUGCGGUUCGGACGGACCUUAAGCGUCGUUGGAAAGGUGAUGAAGAAAAGGAAGCAGUCGGACGGAAGCGAGCAUCGCAGGACGGUGAUGAGGAGGAGAAGGACGAAACAUUCCAGCUUGUUGUUGAGGGUGCUGUCUGGAGCUUGGAUGGAAAGACGGAAAUCCGAACGAAUGGCGACUGCACGUUGGAGUUGGCCGAUAGUCGUCCAAACAAUGGCCAGCAAGCGGAAGAUGUUGAUGAUGAUGAUGAGUCGCGUCGUGCGAAAAAGCGUAGACAGGAUAGCGCAUCGAUACCGCCCGAACAUCAGGUGCGUAAGAAGAGUCCGGAAAUUAUUCGUGAUAACGAAAUUCUGCUACCCGGAUGCUCCAAAGAUGGAAGCGGACCGCGAAUGGAUCUGAGCAAGUUUAUCGACAUCCAUGGAGAAUUGUUUAAGAAGUGUCCUUAUUCGUCGGAAUUGACGAAAAUAGCAAAGGAAGCGAAAGGAUCCGAUCCGAACGGUAAUGAGCGUACGAAUGAGACGAUCGGUAAGGAUGAAGUUAUUAAACCUGCUGCGGAAAAGGAUAAAAUCUGCCCAAGCGUUCGCUUCCCGGUCGGACAGGAAGUGAUGGGUGAUUGUCCGUUCGUCAGCACGGAGGAAAAGGUAGAUUUGGUGGGAAGUAUUUCCGUUGGUUUGGUGUGUCCGGUUACCGGUAACAAGCAGCUGCAGGAGCAUGACAAAAAUGGUGCAGACUCUAAGAACGGUGCUAGCGAGGAGACGGAAACGGAACAUCCAAAACUUCUUGCCACUGUCCAACCACUUGCCGACAAAUGUCCCUUCCUGGCAUCGGCCAAGGUGCUCGAUUACAACGAAAAUCUCGAUCGACGUCUGAUUGUCGAACCGAAGCUAAAGGACGACAGUGAACAUCUAUAUUGCGGGAUGCAUCGGCAUUCGUACAUUCAACGCGACGUGUUCGAGCGGUGUGAAAAGUUGGGGUACGAUCUUGCCCAUGACCUGAUCGCGAAAGGUGCACUCGCGGUGAUGAAAUGCGCCCAGAACGAAAUACACUCAAAGUUGACUUAAGGAUG
Molecule: messenger RNA, 1841 nt
Organism: Anopheles maculipalpis
Lineage: Eukaryota; Metazoa; Arthropoda; Insecta; Diptera; Culicidae
Exons: 3
Coding region: 1-1836 (611 amino acids)
Biological process (GO): heme biosynthetic process
Cellular component (GO): cytoplasm
Molecular function (GO): hydroxymethylbilane synthase activity
Source: RefSeq, a predicted model, not a curated record